GAUGAAUCAUCUGUUAGCGAAAUAGGAUGAUGACAAAAGUCUGAUGUUUUGAUGUCUUUUUAACAUUUUUACAAAGCUAAGGCCAAAAAUGUCUCCUCAAAACCAUGAACAAGUCGUGACACAGGCGGUUAUGAACAGAUAUGUGAAUGUGGAGAAGACUAAACGUGACGUUUUAACAGCACUCCAACAUUACCGUGGGCUAGGACCAAAGUUAGAUAAAUUUGUUUUUAAUGAUGGCAGCGACCAAGAGUUGUUGAACCUAGAUGGGACGAUUCCUGUCCGAUACAAAGUAUUCCGCAGUGGCACUUCACGCUACUUACUGUGUCUUGAAGGCACGAUACCUGUUACAUAUAAAGGUGCCACAUACAACAUCCCAAUAUGCAUCUGGCUCCUGGACAACCAUCCAUUGUCUUCGCCAAUGGUGUAUGUCAAGCCCACCCCCGACAUGCUUAUAAAAGCUUCACGUCAUGUGGAUCAGAAUGGGAAAGUGUAUCUGCCUUACUUACAUGAAUGGAACCCGAAUUCCUCAGAUUUACCGGGCCUCAUCCAGAUUAUGAUAAUGACCUUCAGUGAGAUGCCACCUGUCUACUCAAAGCCAAAGACUGCUCAGCCUCCUGGUGCAACCCCAUACCCACUACCAUAUCCAACAAACUCUCCUGGUUACAUGCCUAUGCCAGGAGGAGGACCAAAUAUGCCAUACAGCCCAGCUCAAACUGGUGCCAAUACCGUGUACCCACCCUACCCCACACAACCUGGAGGCUAUCCUCCAUCAACCACACCAUACCCAGUUUAUCCUCCAGCAAGCACAGCAGGUUACCCUCCCUCUCAGCCCCCCACAUCAUAUCCACCACCUUAUUCUGCUGGGGGCAUAACAUAUCCUCCUUACCCGUCCACUACAUCCAGCAUCCCUACAGGGCAGGCUACAGAAACUAGUGGGGUGACUGGAACAAGCACAACAGCUAGCACCGGCACAAUCACAGAAGAACACAUACGUGCAUCCCUUAUCUCGGCUGUAAGUGACCGUGUUCGAGCCAAACUUCGAGACAGCUAUGGGGGCUCUCAGGCAGAGGUAUCAGUUUUGCGGCAACAACAGGCAGACCUCAACCAAGGGAAAAUCAAGCUUGAGGGCCUUAUCAGCAAAUUGGAGCAAGAGCAAACUGAAUUAGAUAAGAACAUCAGGGUUUUACGCGAUAAAGAGGGAGAGAUCAAGAAUGUGCUGUCACGUUUGUCAUCUGCUACGGAGCCACUGAAUGUAGAUGAAGCCGUCACUACCACUGCACCACUUUAUAAACAGUUGUUGAAUGCUUAUGCUGAAGACCAGGCCACUCAGGAUGCCAUUUAUUACCUUGGGGAAGCUCUGCGGCGAGAUGUGAUUGACCUUGAUUGCUUUUUGAAGCAUGUCCGUUCUCUCUCACGGAAGCAGUACCAGUUACGAGCAACAAUGAUUAAGUGUCGAGCAAAGGGGAACAUGGCUGGCUGAGAUGUUGAAUAUGCAAGGAUGACUUGAUUUAUAUGGUGUAUGUUAUUACAUUUGAAUUAUCAGUACUGGCAUGAACAUAGACAUGCUAAAAGUGAAUCACUAUUAGGGUACUGGAUAAGAGUUGAUAGGGUAAAUUCAUACUUUUGAAUAUGUGAUCAGUGUUAAAGUUAUCUUGUGAAAUCAGAAUGGGUUGUAAAAUGUAUCUUUCUCAAUAAUGCAAUCAGUUUUAAAGGGCAUUGCUGAAAUGUUCCAUGUUUACAUUAUCUUUUUUUUUUUUUUUUUUUUUUUUUUUUUUUUUUUUUUUUCUUUUUUUUUUUCUUCCUUGUAUAUACUAUAUCAGUGAAUUCUAAAAUUUGUGAUUAUCCUAUGCCAGAAGUGGCUCAUGGAUUCCUUUUGUCUUUAAAAUGGAAACUUUGAUAAUUAAAUGAAUGAUUGAAUGAACAAAGUAAAUAAAUAAAUGAUUGCUUCUGAGUAUCACUCAUUUUCUGUGCAAAUAGAUUGGAAUUUGCUUACACCCAUAGAAUUAUAAGCAAUGUAAUUUUUAUCCAGUUUUAUUUGUUACAUAUUUCUGGUAUAAUUAUUUAUAGUUCAGUACUGAAAACAAAAUAUAUAUAUAUAUAUAUAACAGGAGAAAGUUAUAUACUGUGGGAGACCUUAAGUUGGGUUUCAGCAUGUCACAAUUUAGUUAAUUUGUAUUUGAUUUCCCUUAUAUUAUAUAGUUCAAUCAUAGGGAAAGCAAUAGUGAUAGACAUGUUUUCAGAAUUUUUCCUCAUUUAUAAAAAUACAUUAUAUGCACUGCUAUGCUAGAACUUUUGCUUACAUUUAUCUUCCACCACAAUUUUCUUUUGCAAAAAAAAAAAUAAUAAAAAAAAAAAAAAAAAAAAAAUAACAAAAAAUAACAAAAAAGAAAAAUGUUGAAUAUUAAGCAAAUACAUGCUUGUAUGAGUUGUGUCUAUGAAGAAUGUUUUGAUGGGAGAAAAGAAAAUGUGAAAAAAAAAACAAAGAAAAACAAGGAAGAGUUAAAGAGAGUAAUUAGUGACAUAAUGAAUACGGGAAAGUGAAUUUUACAGGAUAUUCAAAGGUGAAAUUCUGAUUUAGACUUGGAAGUGCAUUCAUGAGUAUGUGAAGCAGAUGAUAGGUAAGGGAGUGUAUACAUUAUCGUACAUGCAUGUUCCAACUUUCUGUCGUCAUUAUUUUAAUGGGUUUUCCAUCACUUAUUCCUUUCAAACUCCCUUAUCCUGCAAAGCUUUACCCAAAGUUUGUCUUAUUUUUUUCACAGAAAAAGCUCAAGUUGAACUAUACUUUUUGAAAUGUAACAACAUUUUAGAAAGCAACCAUGCUUUGAUCCUAUUAGUUUAUAACUUCUUUUCUGUCUAGAGAAAAAUAAUGCUCAUAUAUAUAUGUAAAUAUAUCAUACCUCUUAAGAAAAAAGACAGAAAACUUGAUCAUACUUAUAUGGAAGUAGUCCUAUAAGAUUUUAUUUGAGAAACUAAAAUUUUCAGGAUUUCAUCCUAGCAAUAGAAUAUAGACAGAUAGGUCUUUUUUUUUUUUCUCAGUGUAUGUUCUUAAAAGAACAAGUUAGCACUGUAGCAGUUUUAUAAUACUAUAUUAAAAUUAUCAUCAUUUAUAGGUCAUUAUCAAUUUCAGUGCUCAUCAGUGGUGAGGGAACAGUAAGGUUAAAGAAGUAUAGAAGUUUUAUAAGACCCUUUUGGUUUAUAGAUAUAUAAGGAUAAACCAUCACAAACUUUAUUGAUUUCAUCAAAGCAAUUUGUAGCCAGUUAAAACAGGAUAACAAAAUGCAAGCAAAGACGCAUCAUUAAUAGAGCAAGGCAAAGUUAUUAAAUUAUUUUUGCAUUUAAAUUUUAUGGAAUUGUGAAAUAUAUUCUGAUAACACCAUUAGAGCACUUGGAAUUAAGUUUUAGUGAUCCAUUUGGAUAUAGAAAUAUAAAUAUAUAUAUUGUCUAUACAUGAUUUUCAAAAUGCUACAGAAGUUUGUGUAGUAUUUUGUUAGUGAUGUAACAGUUCACAGGAUGUUACUGUUUCAGAAACUUGUAAUAUCAGAUAUAACUUAUAUGUGAUGGAACAGUUUCCCAUUAUACCUGUAUAUGGUUUAACUUGAGUUUAAUCAAAACUUUUCAUGUUAAACUUGUAAACCCUCUAUCAUUGGUGGUAUAGUUGAACUUGUUUUAAUGGAACACUACUGUUAUUCCUAGAGAAACAUCUAUCAUAUGUAAUAUAAGUAAUGCUUGA
Messenger RNA from Penaeus chinensis, 3730 nucleotides. It is a transcript of the gene TSG101, whose product is annotated as tumor susceptibility gene 101 protein-like. NCBI's taxonomy places the organism in Eukaryota, Metazoa, Arthropoda, Malacostraca, Decapoda, Penaeidae. The record is from RefSeq and is a predicted model, not a curated record. The coding region runs from base 89 to 1480 and encodes 463 amino acids. Gene Ontology annotation, biological process: endosome to lysosome transport; protein transport; protein modification process. The transcript has 10 exons. Gene Ontology annotation, cellular component: ESCRT I complex. Gene Ontology annotation, molecular function: ubiquitin binding.